AAUUUCUAUCAAAAUGGAAACUGAAUCAAGACCUAAAAUUCAAAAUAAAGCUCCUGCUCCUAUUCAAAUAUCAGCCGAGAAGAUUGUCUUGGAAUCAUAUCAAAUCCAAGAUAACUCUUUGAGAAAACCAAACAUUAAAAUCAUUGAUGAGGAAGAACUAUUGGAGCAUCAAGGAAGAAAGAGAAAGGAGUAUGAAGAGGCCUUAAGAAGAAAUUAUCAAAAUAUCAACCAAUGGUUACGAUAUGCUGAAUUUGAAAUUCAGCAGAAUCAAUUUGAAAGAGCCAGGUCGAUUUUUGAAAGAGCUUUAGUAUAUAAUCAAAAGAAUCAGGUAAAAAUCUGGAUUCGUUAUAUUAAUUUUGAGCUAAAAUUUAAGAAUAUAAACCAUGCCAGAAAUUUAAUGGAUCGAUCGGUUUAUAUUUUACCAAUGGAAGAUAAAUUAUGGUUUAAUUAUUUGAAAAUUGAAGAGAAUUUAAAAGAGAUUUCUAAUUGCAUUAAGAUUUUUGAAAAGUGGUUAACAUAUAACCCAAGCUAUUACGCAUGGGAUGCCUAUAUUGAUCUAUUAAAAAGGAAUGGCAAUAUCAAUGAUUCUAAAAAUAAAAAUAAAAAUAAAAAUGAAAAUGAAAAUAAUACUAAUUAUUAUAAGAUUAGACAGAUUUUUAGUCGAUAUCUAUUGAAAUUUUCUGACACCCAAACCUGGUUAAAAUGGAUAGAGUUUGAAAAAAGCUUUGGAACAAUCGAAUCAAUUCGAAAAAUUUUUGAAAUAUCUAUUGACUCAAUAUUGAAAUUAAAUAACAACGACUUUAAUUCAAUUGAUGAAAAUUUACUAAUAGAUUUUGCAGAAUGGGAAGCCUCACAAAAUGAAAUUAAAAGGUCAAGAGCAAUCUAUGAAUUUGGGUUAUUAUAUUUGAGUGAAAAUAAAAACAGACUCUUAUUUGAUAAUUUUACAAAAUUUGAGAAAAAGUUUGGGAAUAAAGAACAAAUAGAAAAGUCCAUUAUUUUAAAAAGAAAAAAAAAAUACGAGUUAAUUUUAGAAAAGGAUAAAACUGAUUAUGAUACUUGGUGGCUAUAUAUAAAAAUAAUUGAAGAGUUAUAUUCUAAUCUUUCAAUUUCUGAGAAUGUAGAAAAAAUUAGAAAAGUGUUUGAUGAUUGUGUUAAGUGCACUCCAAAAGUUGUGCAGAAAGAUUACUGGAGAAGAUAUAUAUUCAUAUGGAUCAAAUACAUUUUUUGGGAGGAAUUGAACUUUGCAAAUAUUAGUAAAGUGCGGGAGCUUUUCAAAAGGAUUUUGAAGAUUAUACCUCAUAAAAAGUUUACUUUUGCUAAAAUCUGGAUACUAAAUGCUAAAUUUGAAAUAAGGCAAAACGAUAUUGGCAAAGCACGAAAAUUAUUUGGUAUGGCAAUUGGAAUGUGUUCCAAACCCAAAUUAUUUAAAGAAUAUAUAUCAAUUGAAAUAAAACUAAAAGAAUUUGAUAGAGUGAGAAAAAUUUAUGAAAAAUUCUUAGAAAGUUAUCCUGGAUUAAUUAAUAUAUGGAAUGAGUACGCUGAAUUCGAAAGCAAUUUAGAUGAUAUUGAGAGGUCAAGAAAGAUUUAUGAAAUUGCCAUAAACUUGCCAAGAUUCUCAUUGUCUUCAUCAAAUACAAGCAACAAUGCCCAAUUAAUUGAGAUUAAACAGUUCUGGAAAAAGUAUAUUGAUUUCGAGUAUGAACAGAAUCAAUUUACAAAAAGUAUUGAACUUUUUGAAAAAUUUCUUGCAAACUCAGGGUAUGAUGUCAAGGUGUGGAUUGAAUAUGCAAAUUUUGAGUUAACCAUUCCUACCGAAGAACAAUUAUUGCAGUAUCAAAAUGGUGAAGAUGAUCAGGAUGAGAUUGAAAUUGAGAUUACAGAAAUCCAGUUAAACAAUGCAAGAAGAAUUUUUGAAGAAGCUUUAAAAUACUAUCGAGACAACGAAAUGAAGGAGAAAAGAUCAAUUGUAAUGGAAGCCUUUAAAGACUUUGAAGAGGAAAACGGAACAAAAGAAUCAUUUGAAACACUAAAGAAAAGAAUGCCUAUGAUAGUAAGGAAAAUUAACAAGGUUGAAAAUAAAAAAUAUUCUAAAGAGUAUAUUGAUUAUAUUUUCCCUGAUGACGCCAAAAAGAGCAUUUCUCUUAAUGGAAUAUUGGCAAAGGCCAAACAAUGGAAAAUGGCUCAACAUACCUAACUGAGAAAAUAAAUUUAAAUAUGUUGAAUAAUAAGAGAAUCAUCUAAAAAAAUAAGAACCAUUAAAUUCAUUGUGCUGAAAUUGAUGGUGACGAAGAUUCAAGAACUGAAUAAAUUGAGAAACGAGGGUACAACCAGAUCCGGUUGU
Ascoidea rubescens DSM 1968 is the source of this 2341-nucleotide messenger RNA. RefSeq names its product Clf1p (gene CLF1). Gene Ontology annotation, biological process: mRNA splicing, via spliceosome; spliceosomal complex assembly. Gene Ontology annotation, molecular function: protein binding. The transcript has a single exon. The record is from RefSeq and is a predicted model, not a curated record. Gene Ontology annotation, cellular component: precatalytic spliceosome; post-mRNA release spliceosomal complex; U2-type catalytic step 2 spliceosome. Lineage: Eukaryota; Fungi; Ascomycota; Saccharomycetes; Ascoideales; Ascoideaceae. Bases 14 to 2194 code for a protein of 726 amino acids.